This is a messenger RNA of Cornus florida, 2233 nucleotides long. RefSeq names its product beta-1,2-xylosyltransferase-like. The coding region runs from base 87 to 1631 and encodes 514 amino acids. The transcript has 3 exons. The record is from RefSeq and is a predicted model, not a curated record. Gene Ontology annotation, molecular function: glycosyltransferase activity. Lineage: Eukaryota; Viridiplantae; Streptophyta; Magnoliopsida; Cornales; Cornaceae.
AAUUUAUGCUCGUGUAGACCAGUAAACCACCAUUCCACUCAACGACGCAGCUCUAUAGAGAGAGAAACUAGAGAGAGAGAGAGAGUAUGAACAUAAGGAAGCUCCAAAUCCUUCUCUCACUCUUCGCUAUCAACUCAAUUUCUUUCUACCUCUACUUCUUCACCUACGCCGACCACUUCCACCACAAACCCCCAUCGGAAAACCACCUAUCUCAAACCAUAAACAUCCACAACCUAUCGGAAAACCACCAGCACUUCCACACUUGCCACACUUGCCAUGCCAAGCCAUGGCCGAUCUUGCCUUCCUACCUCCCCUGGUCUCUCAACCCUGACGUCCCCUUCAGAUCAUGCGAAGGCUACUUCGGCAACGGCUUCACUGAACGCCUCGAUGUCCUCAAGCCCUCGACGGAGAAUCACCGGAGAUCGGGCGGGUGGUUCAGGUGCUUCUAUAGUCGGACGUUGCGGAGUUCGAUAUGCGAGGGAGGGAGGAUUCGGAUGCAUCCGGAGAAGAUUAGUAUGUCGAUCGGAGGAGAGAGAUUGGAGGCGGUGAUCGGGAGGGGAGAGGAUGCGGAAAUGCCGGUGUUCGAGUCCGGAGCUUUCGAUAUCGAGGUCGGCGAGAGGUCGAGUCACGGACGAGAGCUUGCGAGUCGAGAUUUUCUUGAUCGGUAUGUGCAGCGAGCCACGAUUUCGAAGCACGCGAUGCGCGGUUUGAUGGAUUCGAUACUGCAAGUUGGCGCUGAUAACUUCACGUGUUCGGAGUGGGUUGAGGAGCCUACACUUUUGGUCACGCGUUAUGAGUAUGCAAACCUUUUUCACACAGUCACCGAUUGGUUCAGUGCAUAUGUAGCUUCUAGAGUUACUGGCUUGCCUAAUCGACCUCAUGUGGUUUUUGUAGAUGGCCAUUGUCUGGCACCUUUGGAAGAAACAUGGAAGGCACUGUUUUCAAGCCUCAGAUAUGCCAAAAACUUUAGCGGUCCUGUUUGUUUUCGCCAUGCAAUCCUUUCGCCUCUGGGAUAUGAAACUGCCCUAUUUAAAGGGCUGUCUGAGGAUGUAAACUGUCGCGGAGCUUCUGCACAUGAUUUGUGGCAAAAACCUGAUAAUCACAAAACGGCACGAUUAUCUGAGUUUGGAGAAAUGAUAAGAGCAGCUUUUGGUUUUCCGGUAGAUAGACACCAUAACCCAAAGCCGAUAUCAGGUCAAAACGUCCUCUUUGUUCGGCGAGAGGAUUAUUUAGCUCAUCCACGACAUGGUGGUAAAGUGGAAUCGAGGCUCAGCAAUGAACAAGAGGUGUUUGAUUCUUUAAAGAGCUGGGUAUCAAAUCAUUUGGAAUGCAAAGUAAACCUGAUUAAUGGUUUGUUUGCGCACAUGUCCAUGAAAGAGCAAGUCCGAGCCAUUCAAGAUGCGUCAAUCAUUAUUGGAGCUCAUGGAGCUGGUCUCACUCAUAUAGUUUCAGCAACUCCUAAAACAGUGAUAUUUGAGAUCAUUAGCCGUGAUUUCAGGCGCCCACAUUUUCGAUUGAUUUCCCAGUGGAAAGGAUUAGAGUAUCAUUCCAUGAAUCUGGCUGGAUCAUAUGCCAAUCCUUCAGCGGUUAUUGAUAAGCUCAGCAGCAUAUUGAAGAGUCUUGGAUGCUGAAAGUAUUAUUAAUAUUUUGGAUGAAUUUGGUGUACCCUCCACUACUGUGAAGCGAAAAGGGUGCGACGGGAAGUCAUCUCUGCAUUCACAAUCUAACGCUGGGAUCUAUAGAUGUGUUUGUUCAAUCUUUUGACCUUGUUUAGGUAUUAGUUUUUUUCUGGUACUACUAGUUUACCCUUUUCAAAUGGGUAAUUAGAUCGAAGAUGGAAAAAGUAGUAGGUACACAAACAGGGAUUUAACUUUUUUUGGUCUAAUUGUUGACCAAGUAAAGAGGAGUUGCUGUAGCAAUAGAACGGGGAGGGCUUGGCUGUAUUUCAUCAAUGGGAAAGUAGAUGGACAUUCUUGUUGUCAGGCAGUGGAGGAUUGAUUACAAGUGAGAAGAUGAAAACCAUUGUUGCCGGGUAUAUUUCCCGGCAACCUUUGUUACUGUUUGUAUCAACGGAGGAGCCCCCACGGGGAAGGGGGGGUUUGAUUUUUCAUGGAAACUGAUUGUUUUUUCACUUUACACGAAAAAUAAAAAAAAAAAAGGUUUUCUUAUUGUUAAUAGAACAAUUUGAUUGUUGAUUUUCAUGUUGGAAUGUUCUGUUGAUUAUGCAUCACUC